Harpegnathos saltator (Jerdon's jumping ant) is the source of this 6685-nucleotide messenger RNA. Its product is annotated as Sex combs reduced. Gene Ontology annotation, biological process: anterior/posterior pattern specification; positive regulation of transcription by RNA polymerase II. The transcript has 3 exons. The coding region runs from base 2879 to 4000 and encodes 373 amino acids. Gene Ontology annotation, cellular component: nucleoplasm; nucleus. Gene Ontology annotation, molecular function: DNA-binding transcription factor activity, RNA polymerase II-specific; RNA polymerase II cis-regulatory region sequence-specific DNA binding. The record is from RefSeq and is a predicted model, not a curated record. NCBI's taxonomy places the organism in Eukaryota, Metazoa, Arthropoda, Insecta, Hymenoptera, Formicidae.
UAGGACAAACGCGCGGCGAACUCUGAAGUGGUGAAUGCUACGGAGAUGGUGGGGGUGCUCGCCACGGCGGCAUACGUACACAGAUGCGACGACUCAAAGUGGAAGAGAUAGCCAGUUUCGUCUGAGCGGUGGGGCAGACGAUUAGAUGGUGGGGAGGAGAAGAGGAAAGGGUAGGACGGCCGAGGGCGGGCGCGCGCCACAAUUCAACGGGAACGGCCGCACUCACCACAUCUGGCGAGCAACUGCCACACUAUCGGCUCUAUUCAAAACGCUUAUUCUUUUUCUCAAAUUACUAAGGCCGCAAAUUGAAAUGCCACGAGAGCGAUCCACGAGCUCGCGAAAGAAGAAAGAACAAAAAUGAGAGACUAAUAGAUGAUCAGUGACACGCGCGGAUCUAAAUUGACGGCUUCACUUUGUGAACGACGGUUCUGUUAGAUAAAUGUUAAAAUUGUACAAAAGACUGCAUGUUGCAACAGUAACGGUUUGAAAAGUCAGUGAGAGUAAUAUAACGAGACGAUUUGGAAAGUUGGAAAAAUGUGCAACGUAGAAGUAGAAAUUUCAUGUGAGAUCAACGGAAAAUACAACUAGCACAUGGUUAAAGUGCCAAACAAAUUCGGCUUAAAGCAAAGAAACUUGUUUAAAGUCUUAUCUGCGACGAGCAAAGAGAGCUCCGCCUCCUCAGCCGUCCCCUCCGCCACAUCGCUAUCCUGAAGUGCCCCCCGUUUGACCAACUGGCUACUACGUCACACAUGCUUCUGCUUGGAGCCGCCAACUCCGAAGCCUCUCCUCUCGGCCGGCUCAGUCGGUUCAGUAAGUUACGAGUUGCGUUCGGGUUCGCCGUACGAGCGAUAACGGGGGCGUCAAUCAAAUCGCGAUUGGGAAAGGAUUCCACCUCGUGCACACUCUCCUUUCCUCGUCUUUCUCGGCUACAGGCAACAGGCUGCUCUUUCUCUCGUCUAGACAUCCUGUCCUUUCGUCGCGAGGAGAGGAACGAACAACCGAGACUAUCAAACUCUCAUAAAACUGUCAGCCGCGACCGCCGGGCUGACUUAUGUGCGCCCCUUCUUUAGCCGCGGCUGGAGAACCACACGUUCGCAGGCAAGAUCUGUACUUCUCGCGCAACGAUCACGAUCCCAUUACGAAUCUUUUAACGAGAGAUCAGACGACACACGAUCUCCGUGGUCUCGGAGAGAGGAGCCGGUCAAAAGUGAACACGACGACGACGUGCGCUUACGAGCCUUCGCCUCGCGAUUCCGCGGUUGCGAUAUCCCGUCGCGAGUACAGUAAGUCGCACUCCCAAAACGUCUACGUCUUCUCCUCUACCUCCUCGGGUGAAGAAGCGAGACGCUUUCGCGCAAGCUCAUAAUACCGAGAUGAAUUGACGAGACGGCGAAAUUGACGAUAGAUGCGGACGAUGUUAACGGGCGAGUCGUUUUCGGUCAAUCAGUAAGAGAAGCGCAAUCACGUUUCCUAGCCGUGUGCCGUACCACACCUUUUCUUUUUCAUCUGUCUCUCCACCACGAGGCUACUAUACAGUAGGGGGCGCGUGCGCGCGUAACCCCCCUCGCAAAGCGGACGGAAGACUGCUUCUUGGUGACAUCGCGGCUAGAAGGCUGCAGAGGAGAACGAGAGAGCGAUCGAGAUACUUCUCCCCCCCACCAACGGUUUCAGGGCUCCCGAAUAUCUCUCCAUUAGCCCCCCUGAUGGUGCUAUCCCCUCUCUUUGACCCCUCUCUCGCCCUCUUUCUCUCUCUUGUGUGCACCCCUCUCAUCGGUUCCUGUCACGUCGGGUAGCAGCCAGGCAACACCACCACACGACGGGCGCCAGCGGCAGCGGAGACUCGACGGAGACGCAAGAAACGGGGUUGAAGAAUCCUACGCCGGCGGAGAGACCAAUCAAGGUUUGACGAACGGCGGGGAUUGGUCGAGGCGCUCCUCUGACACGCAGAGAGCGCGGGCACGUGACAAGCUACCGCACACACCGGCCCUCCGUUGGAUCGUGGCGAGGCCUUCAGUACGAUACCAACCACCCUUCGCGCACGCAACAGGAACGGCGAACCGCGCGAUACUCCUCACCCUCUGAGUCGCGGUGAUACGAGUAUGAGUCUCGCUCGUACUCGCCGGGCUUGCUCCGCCGCCGCCGUCGCCGUCGCCGCAGUCGCGAUACGAGUCUAUUAAAGUGCAACAACAACAACAACAACAACAACAACAACAACAACAACAACCCAAGUGACAACGACAACGUUGAGGCGCAAUUAAUCAUCGCGUGAAUAAUUUUAAUGCGUUCAUAACGUGUUACCAUCGCAUGUUAUGUUUUAUUGAGGCGGGACUUUAUGAGGUCAUCUUCAAUGGAGCGCCUCGAUAAGCCGGUCGUUACGCGCUACUGCACAGUGGGUCCACGCAUUCUCUGUAGGUAAUCGCGACUCGUGAGGUCGUAAAGAAGCGGAAGACAGUUUUAUAGCCCAGGCCCACGUGGCCCUCGUAAACUUGACUCGCAGGUCGGCUCGUACUCAGGCACGACCCGCCUGCCGCCAGCCGUCUGCCUCUCUCUCUAUUAGUCCUGGAACCCCUCGUUCAUUAUCGAAUCGUUUAGAGACGUGUUUCGUCCGCGUGUAACAGGUCGUGAUACUUGUGAAACGUUCCUCACGGGCAAGGUGAAGCGCUCGCGGCCGCGGAAGUGUCACGCGAUUCUCAUCGUCGCGAGAAGUCGCGAAGGCACGAUGACGCGAUUCUAUACUUAAUGACGGCGCUCGUUGUUUCAUCGUCUCGGCCAAUCGAGACCGCAACGCAGUUGGUGUUUUCGUGAAUGACGGCACGUGCAGACGUGUAAAGAGAUCGGUACAGUGAGAGAUCGACGACGGGUGAGAGGUACGUGAAGAAUGAGUUCCUAUCAGUUCGUCAACUCGCUCGCAUCAUGCUACGCGGGUCAACAGCCACAACAACAGCCGAGACCGACUCCGAAUUCGCCUGGCGAACCGAUGCAGGCAGCAUCGCCGGCCGGUGGAGACUAUUACAAUCCGAACGCGGCGUCUACCAGUUAUCCCGCGCCCUGUUACUCACCUCAGCAACAUUAUCCGCAGCAUCCUUAUGCUACCCCGGCAUCCGGUAUGCAACACACAGCACCAACAGGGAUGAUAGACUAUACUCAACUGCAACCGCAGCCCCGACUCAACGCGACAGCAACAUCACAGCAGCACAGUAUCCACGCUCAGCAGUCGCAGCACCAUCAGCAACCACAUCAUCCUCAGCAACAACUUCACGCGGAUCCGACGACACCCCUUCUGCAAGGCGGCUCGGCACCGUCAGCACCGUCAACGUCCAGCUGCAAGUAUGCUGAUUCGACGUCGUCCACUAGCGUGGCGUCUCCUCAAGAUCUGACCACAUCCACCUCGAGAAACAGUCCGACGCCCUUGGUGGCACCCGGAACGAGUAAAGCCGGAUCAGGAUUGACUUCGCCGCCUGGUAGCUCGUCAAGGUCGUCCGUGGCUGCUUCCGCUGCUUCGCCCCCCAGUGGUAGUUCGAGAGGUGUCGGCGAGGGAAAUUCGACGUUGACCACGGCGUCUUCUGCCUCGUCACCCGCUUCCUCUACGUCCAGCACCUCCAGCACGGGUAACAACUCGUCCAACAAAGGGAACGCCUCCGGUAGUAACCCGCCUCAAAUAUACCCGUGGAUGAAGAGAGUUCACAUUGGUCAGAGUACGGUGAAUGCCAACGGCGAGACGAAACGGCAAAGGACUUCGUACACCAGGUAUCAGACCCUGGAGCUGGAAAAGGAGUUCCACUUCAACCGCUACUUGACGAGGCGGCGUCGCAUCGAAAUCGCGCAUGCCCUCUGUCUUACAGAGCGUCAGAUAAAGAUCUGGUUCCAGAAUCGGCGCAUGAAGUGGAAGAAGGAGCACAAGAUGGCGAGUAUGAACAUCGUGCCGUACCACAUGUCGCCGUACGGCCACCCUUACCAGUUCGCGCCCCACCCUGGUCAGUUCGCUCACUUGGCCACAUAGGACGAGUUCUCGCCCGCCGAGCUCGGAGCACACGCUGUCCGGUUCCCCGGGAUGUACGGCGAGCAGAACUUCUAAAAGGCUUUUUCCGCCCUAGACCCUGCGCUACGUCACGGGCCUUGUCACGUGAUUUGGACUGGGUCGAGGAGACUUCACUUCCAGUAGGACACGUGGUGCGUUCCGCUGAUUCGCCGCUGAUAUGCAGCGACGCUGGGUAACGGAUUGUCGUCGCAGCUGGAACAAAGAGGAUUAGGGGCCUCCUUCUGCGUACGUUGACCUUGUAUUUAAAUUGUUUCGCAUAUUUAUUGGCUCGCGCUGGCACAUCCGGGAAAUUAGGAAGGAGGAUUCCAGUGAAACGCGCGCAAGAGAGAGGAAACGGUUCUGUCUCCCUUCCUUGAUAGAGACAGACAGAAAGGUACAACAAUCCGUUCCCAUUCGUCUUCGGUCUGCGGACACGAAGUCACUGUCACUAUAUGACUAUUCGAAGUUGAAGGGAAGCCAAAAUUUUCUGCACAUAUAGCGCCGUACGCCCGAUUUAAUAGACUGGACGCGCUCCGAGGGGCUCUCACGCAUGAGAUUAUAAAAUACUGAUACUAAAGCGAAUGAGAGGCCACCUCAGCGGGUGAGAUGAAACCGAAUCUUUAGCUUAAGAUGUAGAAAUUUGCGGUCUAAGUAAUUAAUUAAUCUAACAACAAAUUAAUCAGUUAUCUUGUCUGGCUGCACACUGUUUCAUUUUUAAUGCAUAACCGACGGAAAUGAAGAUCGGGAGAAUGCCGCUCAUGUACUUAUUUAUUGUUUCUUCUUCCGAGCAUUAUUCCCUUGUUCGGUCUUUUUUUUUUUUUUUUAAGAUGAGAAACGUAUUUAUCGGAGAAAAAAGAAAGAAAACGAAAGACCAAAACAGCCCCAGGAGAAACACAGUUUCUAUCUGCACGUCUUAAAGUCUCUAUUUCGUAGCUCGUAAGACGCCAACUGAUACUCGAACUAUUCUCCGUUGAAUUCUUGGAUGCAGAGGUGACUUUGGCAAAUUCACGUGUAAAUUAUGCUGGCUUUAUGAUAUAUACUAAAAAGUAAGGAACGGAUGAUGCGCGACGUUAUAUUAGUGAACGACGAGAUAUUCAUGCAGCAUAAUUUACACGUAAGAUUAAAACGAUAAUUACUACGAAGCUAUAACAGAGUUAUAGAGAAUCAUAAUUACGAUAUUUACAUCUGUAUUUACAUUUCCGCUAUUCUGUUCUUCCUUUCGUAUAAAAUGCUUAGAUAUACCUUAAUUCCUUCGUACAUUAAUUUACACGAUACGAGAAGUCCGCGCGCGAAAAAGAACGAAAAUUAUAAAUUCUGAUUUACACGUACCGUUUUCUCACCGAGAAAUGAACACUCGUGUCAUAAAAUGCGUUUAUUUUACAAUCCUAUCUUACGAUCCUAUCGUGUGACUGACGAAACGGUGGGCAGCUGAGGCCCAACAUUUUCUCUGUAAAUAAUUCACAGCGAAAUGUAGCCAAUGUCUCCCUGGAGCAGCCACGUUGUUCCUAAAUUGUUGGUACGUAGACAAAUCUUGCGCAGAACUUAACAUUUAUCUGUUUUUUUUUAUCCUACCGCAUCGAGCAUUUUAUCGCGAUUGAUAUAUCAAAUGGACUACUAUUGUUUCUCUCGACUCAAGAUAUAUUAAUCUUAAUCCUUAUAGAAAUCCGAUUAGUUUCUAUAACCAUAUCUAAAGUCCGAAGUCUAUACAGUAAAAAAAAAAAGAGAAGAAAAAAACAACGAGAAAAGAAAAUGUUUUGUGCAGUCGAAACGGGAUAAAUGACACCCGCUAUGUCGUGGGUGUUGUGUAAUAACUUCGAUGGUGCAAUGUAUGUGCAUGCCGCGCUGGAUAUCUAACGCAAAUCGCAUGCACGUGCCACCUGAUUGCGCGUACUUAUCGAUACACAGCAUAUACAUAGGUGUGUGUUUGUGUAACAGAAGAAAUGUAUUACUCCGCAUGAAUCGGUAAAAAGCGAUUGGAUAUUCACUAGUUAACCGGGAAGCGAGCGCAAGUAUGUAUACUAAUUAGGUAGUAUCUAAGUAACUGAUUAUCUUGUGAUACGACAGAAGGAACGUUUAAAAGCAGUCGCUCUAUGCUUAUCAAAUUUAUCGUAACUGCGCAUUACGCGAUGCAAAUUCGGAAGAAUACAGGGAAUUUAGUAUGUCAAGAUAUCUUAAGCGAUAGAAGCGAUAGAGGGAGAAAGAGAUAGAGAUCAAAGGAAAACGAGGGGAGGGGAAGAGGAGGACACAAAUAAAAAAAGAGAUCUUUUAACUAGAUUAGUACUGAAUUGUACAUAAUUAUUGAAUAUAUAUAACACGAAUAUCGAAUGACGUUAUUACUAUGUACGAGGCGUUAAUGAAAAAAGUCCUCUUUUAUUCGUCCUCAAAGACCCUCUACAAUUCGUCGUACGAAUUAUGAAUUACCGAAAAUUAGAUUAAGCCUAGGUAAAAUGUUACUGAAAUCCGAAACUCUUUUGCGAAUGAAUUGUAAUUGAGGAAGCAGACUGCACGAUACCGGAAUUAUAUUUGAGUCUACAAUUUGGAGACGUCAUCUGGAAUGUAAAAUAAGAAGAGAGAUCAUUCUUUCCUGCAACCAAUGUAUCUAGAGAAAAAUGUAAUUUUUUUCGUUAUCGCCUGGUACAUUAUAAGGAUAUUUAAAUAAAGUAUAUA